Messenger RNA from Saprolegnia parasitica CBS 223.65, 466 nucleotides. Its product is annotated as histone H4. The transcript has a single exon. Bases 4 to 315 code for a protein of 103 amino acids. Gene Ontology annotation, cellular component: nucleosome. The record is from RefSeq and is a predicted model, not a curated record. Gene Ontology annotation, molecular function: DNA binding; structural constituent of chromatin; protein heterodimerization activity. Gene Ontology annotation, biological process: nucleosome assembly. NCBI's taxonomy places the organism in Eukaryota, Oomycota, Saprolegniomycetes, Saprolegniales, Saprolegniaceae.
AACAUGUCUGGUCGUGGCAAGGGCGGCAAGGGUCUCGGCAAGGGCGGCGCGAAGCGCCACCGCAAGGUCCUUCGCGACAACAUCCAGGGCAUCACCAAGCCCGCCAUCCGCCGUCUCGCUCGCCGUGGCGGUGUCAAGCGUAUCUCGGGCCUCAUUUACGAAGAGACGCGCGGUGUCCUCAAGGUCUUCCUCGAGAACGUCAUCAAGGACUCGGUCACGUACACGGAGCACGCUCGCCGCAAGACGGUGACGGCCAUGGACGUCGUCUACGCGCUUAAGCGCCAGGGCCGCACGCUCUACGGCUUCGGCGGUUAAAUCUGCGGGGUUUGAUGAGCGCGAUCGCUCUCAACGGGGACUUCGGUCUCUUUACAUCUGGUGUUUUUAAACACCACCCUUUCGCCUAAGAAACAAACCAUCGGGCCUGUGGUCUGGUCUGCGAAACGCAGUGGAUGCAGGCAAUGCUAUG